GUACGACACGCUCUCUCAAGUUUUGUGCCCCCAACGAUCUGCCCUGCCUUUCCAAGGCCUCUAGCCGGUCUCUAGUCGGGCUGGAGUCAGUCUCCAUCACCCUUGCCAGAUCGGCAUCCGAGUUCACAGCUCUAAAUCCGCCUGUCUCCGCUCGGACCCAUCCUGAUAGUGAGACAGGAUACAGUCCCUCGUGCGACUAGUCGCAAGUCUUGUGUUUCGCACCGCUGAGCGGUCCCCGGCAGGCGAGCAUCGAGCCCAUGGCACUAGCGCUAAACUCGGCCCUUACCUCGGGCUUCCCUUUUCUGUACCUCGGGCAUGUACCUCGGAGGUUUCGCCCUCGACCUCCACAACGACCUCAGCUCUCUGCUGUCCCAGUAGCGGAAAGUAUGCCGAAGGUUCAGACCACUGUAACUCGUGAUUCGGCCCCCUUUAAGCAAAAUGUGAACAGCCUGAAGCGCAAUCAGGCCUGUCAUCAGUGCCGCAAGAGAAAGCUGAAAUGCGAUGCCAAACGACCUUGCUCUACGUGCCUGCGUUCGCACGCAUAUGCUCUCUCGCAUGCACCCCCGAGUGAGCGAAGCUCUCUGCCCCCCAAACCCGAGUGCACCUACGAUGAAGUGUCAACUGCCGAACCACCCGAACAAACACCUCCUGCCCCGAAGACUCGUUAUGAAAAGCUCGAAAGUCGAAUCAAUGAGCUAGAGUCUCUUUUGAAGGAGAGAGCUACUAGGUCACCGACGCCGUCACCGUCAAGCCUGUCAGCUCGCCCUAGCAACGUAGCCGAUUCUAGGUCUUUGACAUCCCCGGAUGGCCUCGGCAUGUUCACGUCUGUGCCUCCCGCCAACACCACUGUAUCAUCCUUGGAGACGGGCGGAACCAAUUCCUGGGCUGAAGUGUUCAUCGGCGAUCAGUCCAAUCCUGUUUAUUCCGGCCAUCAUAUUUCGCAGAUCACCGGCAUGAGCUCGUUGGAAGAUCUUGCAGGGCUCGCUGCUAUGAUGGAACAGGACCCGCCGCAGACAGCAACCAUAACUAGUGUACCAUCGCCCAACUCCGAUGGGCAGAUCGGUAGCUCGAUGUCGCCGCAGUCGAACUCGGAUAGCGGCUACUCUGAGCCUUCCCCGCUGAGCGAUGCAGAACAUAGCCUGCUCUUUCUCGCAUGGCCCGUUAAUCUUCCAGACCCAAUGACGACGAAACACCUUGUGGAAGCGUUCUUCACACACUGGAUCCACGCUACACGGAUGUUCCACGCCCCACAGUUCUUCACCUCUCUGAACCUUCACCCAUCAGACCCUGGCUUCCCUCGCCCGGCCCUAUUGCACGCCAUGUGUGCAAUAGGAAGUAUGUUCACGUCGCACUUCCCGUCAGGUCACAUUAUCGAGAGCUAUGGAUACGAUCCUGUGUUGAAACGAAAACGCCAUUCUCCUCCCAAGAUGUCGUCCUUUUCCGCCCAGCAGGCGCGGUUUGCUAAAGAGGCCUAUGAGGAGGAUAUGGAUUCCGCCACAAAUCUUUUCGAGAACUCGCAAGCGCGGAUAAUGCUCACCUGGUUCUACUUUGCCCAAGCGAAAUGGAUAGACAGCUGCUUGUCAUCAGCCAUGUCUCUGAGGGCUUGCACUACGAUGGGUCUGAACACCUGUAUACCUUUCAUUGGUCUCUCUACUCAGCCUAUGGAACGACCACCGUCAAUAUUGGCUCCUGCAAAGAGUGUGAUCGAGGAUGAGAUGCGACGGAACAACUUCUGGAUCGCAUACAGCCUUGAUCGUGAGUCGGGCGCCGGUCACUCCUGGGCCAUGAAUAUCGACGACCAAGACGUCUCCCAGCUCUUCCCUCUCCCCAAGGACCAGUGGGAACAGGGUGUAAUGGUGCUCGCCCCCGAUCGCCAGUUCUCCCAUGCGCGCAACGCGCUCUCCGUCUACCCCUCCGACCAGACGGACCCGUUCAUCAUGUUCUGCAAGGCAACGAUGCUGAUGUCCAAGGUCAAGAACUUCUGUCUCCGCUACCGCGCGCUGCAGUUUUCGGGAGAUGCGUCUGUGCGUGUGCCAGAUGGCGUAGCGGAGUUACCAGGCCCGGGUCCAAACUCGGGGUCGAUCAGGGACUCGCAAGCUUUCGUGGAGCUGAACCAGACAAUACAGCUCAUGAAGGCGUCGUUCCCAGCGUCGAUGAAGAACGUAAUAACAGAUGGCAAGCUCGAUCUGUACACUUAUGGCGCGUGGAACAUCAUCCACUUGGCACAAAUUCACCUCCAUGAGCCGUUCGCUAGGCCUGGGUACCGAUCCUGCUCGUCCGCGUUCGCCAUCCUUACUGCAGCCCGUGCAAUCGUCGAUCUCCUCCACAUAGUCACGUCGACGAGCUACGACGUCUCGCUUGUAGAUACCUGGCCAUACCUGUGCUGGUAUAUGGCCGGCCGAGUUCUAGUGAGAUUUCUCAAGGCGGCGCAGGACCAGAAUCUGCACGAACAGCUCAUCCCCCUGCGCGCCGAAAUUUCCUUCCUACGGGGUACACUCAUGAAGGCGGGCGAGCGUGUUCCACUUGCAUACUGCUACUACAAAAUGCUCGUUGCGGUUGUCGCGCAGACAGGUGUCGAGGUCCUAGACAGCGACGCGAUGCAAGUCUCGAUGGCGACAACGCGCGACAUUGAGACAAAUUUCCAGUUUGCGCAGGGUGUUAACAAGAACCCCGAGCCUUCGCCUUUGAUUGGCAUGGCUUGAUAUCCGUUUUUGGUGUGAGCGUCGAUCGUCGUCGUGAUGUUAUUAUUUAUGCACUUUAUGGGGGACUUGGGAGGAAGGGGCUUGGAUUAUAAUAUUAUCUCGUGCACAACUUGUACUCUAAA
This is a messenger RNA of Phanerochaete carnosa HHB-10118-sp, 2824 nucleotides long. RefSeq lists its product as uncharacterized. Gene Ontology annotation, biological process: DNA-templated transcription; regulation of DNA-templated transcription. Gene Ontology annotation, molecular function: DNA-binding transcription factor activity, RNA polymerase II-specific; zinc ion binding; DNA binding. Gene Ontology annotation, cellular component: nucleus. The coding region runs from base 258 to 2702 and encodes 814 amino acids. The transcript has 15 exons. Lineage: Eukaryota; Fungi; Basidiomycota; Agaricomycetes; Polyporales; Phanerochaetaceae. The record is from RefSeq and is a predicted model, not a curated record.